Seminavis robusta is the source of this 582-nucleotide messenger RNA. NCBI's taxonomy places the organism in Eukaryota, Bacillariophyta, Bacillariophyceae, Naviculales, Naviculaceae. The record is from the annotation of a GenBank genome assembly.
AUGACGGCGUCAACGACUACAGUGACGCCCAUUCGCCGUUCCACACGCACCACGAAACCCCCAGAAACGUUCAUGGCAUCAUUAUUUUCAUCACCCAAUGCAACAGGCGCGAACUCUGUGGACGAGAACUCGGUUGCACUUGGCCCCGCUCAAACGAGGAAGCGCAAACCCAAUGCCACCACAUCAGAACGUGAUGACAACGACGUCGAGAUGGCUCCUCCUCCUCCCCCUAUCAAACUAUGUCACGAUCCGCUGUGGUCUCCAGAGGAGCACACUCAGUUUAUUGAGGGUUUACGUCUCUAUGCUGAUGAGAGGGAUGCCACCAAGAAGUGGGCGAAGAUUGCUUUUCACAUCGAGACGAAAAGUUCACAGCAGGUACGUGAUCACGCUGCCAAGCCAUUCAAUAGCGGGCGGUGGUCCCCCGAAGAGCAAUCCAGGUUCCGUAGCGCAGUUGGGCUCUAUGGCACCGCCGACAAAUCGGACCGGUGGAAGGCAAAGGUAAUGGCCAUCAUUGUUCAGACACGAAAUCCCACGCAAUGCAUGCAAAGAUACCGAAAACAAUUGCACAAAGAGGAAACGUGA